This is a messenger RNA of Diutina rugosa, 1485 nucleotides long. Its product is annotated as tyrosine--tRNA ligase. Gene Ontology annotation, molecular function: RNA binding; tyrosine-tRNA ligase activity; ATP binding. Bases 1 to 1485 code for a protein of 494 amino acids. Gene Ontology annotation, biological process: tyrosyl-tRNA aminoacylation. Gene Ontology annotation, cellular component: mitochondrion; cytosol. Lineage: Eukaryota; Fungi; Ascomycota; Pichiomycetes; Serinales; Debaryomycetaceae. The transcript has a single exon. The record is from RefSeq and is a predicted model, not a curated record.
AUGCUUACAUCAUCUGUCGCCCAAGUGCGUUUGCUGAACCGUAUGAGUCUUCGCCAGGUGAUCCGGCGGCUUCUGAGCGCCGCCUCCGUCGUCCCCAGCGUCCAGGAGCUUGUGGCCCAGGCCAAGCCCGAUGCUGGUGGAGUGAUGUCCAUCCUUCAAAGCCGCCAUCUCAUCGAACUGGUCACCAAUGACGAGUUAUUCGACCUCACGGCCACCGACAAAAAAUUCAAGUUAUACUGUGGCGCCGACCCCAGUGCCCCCUCCCUCCACUUGGGUAACUUGUUACCUCUUAUGGUAUUGCUUAACUUCGCCAUCAGAGGCCACUCAGUGGUUGGUCUCGUGGGUGGAGCUACCGGCGCCGUGGGUGACCCUUCAGGAAGAACUAGUGAGCGUCAGGAAAUGGCCGAUGGCACCAGAAUUACCAAUGUCGGCCACAUUGAGAAGCAAAUGACGACGUUCUUUUCCAGAGGUAUCGAGUACGCUAAGCUGAGAAACUUCCCUGUCGAAGAUGCCACUCGGGAAGUGCAAAACAACUAUAACUGGUGGAAAGAUAUUGGGAUGUUGGAGUUUUUAGCCAAGUACGGGCGCCACAUUCGUGUCACCCAAAUGUUAGCUCGUGACUCGAUCUCGUCGCGGUUGAACUCGGCGGAAGGGCUUGGGUUCAAUGAGUUCACCUACCAGAUUUUACAAGCCUACGACUUCUACCACUUGUUCAAAGUUGAGGGAGUUAACAUCCAAGUAGGUGGUAAUGACCAGUGGGGGAACAUCACCGCUGGUGUCGACUUGAUCCUGAGACUUAAGCCUAAUAAGGAUGAUAAGAACGAUGCCUAUGGUGUCACCGUGCCGUUGCUCACUACGCCUCUGGGAGAGAAGUUCGGUAAGUCUGCCGGCAAUGCCGUGUUUAUCGACUCGGAAAUGACCACUCCCUACCAAUUAUACCAGUUCUUCAUUAAUGUCCCCGACGAAAUGGUGCAACGUUUGCUCAGACUGUUCACGCUUUUGCCGAUUGAAGUCAUCGACAAGGUGGUCGAAUCGAGUCAGAAAGACCCUACUCUCCGUAAGGCUCAGCGCGUGUUGGCUCGUGAAGUUGUGGACCUUUUACAUGGCCCUGGCACUGGUGAUGAGAUGGCCUACAUCUCCUCGUUCCUCUUCAACACGCCCGACAUGCCCUUCCAAGACGAAGUGUCUGCUGACAAGUUGAUCAAGGCGUUCGAUAAGCUGGGCAUUUUGCACCACCGCCAGUUCCUGGACUACCCCAACAUUGAUGACUUGAAGUUGAGCACACUCUUAGCCGAUAUCACCGGUAAACUGAAGCGGGAAAUCAAGAACUUGUUGGCUCAAGGUGCUGUGUACGUGGGCACUGACCGCCACCAGGUACAAGACCCCGAUGACAUCAUUUUGUUCGACAAGGAGCGUUUGAUUGACGACAAGUUGUUGUUGGUCCGUUUGGGCAAGAACAACUACUACGUCGUUGAAUGGAAAUAA